GAACAAACAUUGCUUACACCUUAACUAUGUGUACUACCUUGACGAUAAAUAUAGCUCCAUAUAUUUGCUGAAUUUUCGAGUUUCUCGGUGAAGCCAAGCCUGCCCACCAUAGUCCCACCAUAGUUAUCGAGGACAACAAACUGUUUCAUUUGUUUGCCUGGCCUUUAGUUACUACUACUACCUUACUAUAUAAGAUAUCUAUACCUAUCCAAACUGAGAUCACAUUACUCAAUAAGGAUCGUGUCGCCUUCACUGACCUGCCCAAUUAGGCAGGUCAGUGUAUACAACCCGUCCUGUUCUGGCUAGUCCCAUGAAACUUUCUUCCUUCCCCAGUCUUCCCCAGUUUCUACCUGUCAUUCGUAUUGGUGAUGGAGCAAAGAUGUCUACCGAAGCCUAAUAAAAAACAACUAAUAAUAAAGAAAAAAAAAAACACACAAUUCUCACGUGAAAUGACGUGCUUCGAUAUAAGUAAAUUUGUCUACUUAUCCAUUGGUUUAUUCGCUGCUUCAUAGGCAAGGUAGGAACUGUACCAUACCUAGAUAAUCCAUAGAAGAUUGGCAAUCUGCGAUAGAACCUCAACUAUAAGCUAACCUACCAGCCUUAGCCAACCAACUAGCCAGCGAAGCCAGGUAGUCAAUAGGUCACCAAGCAAAAGAUGGAGGUCGACGCGGAAAAGAACGCCCCUGCGUACGCGGCCCACAGCGCCGAUCACGCAUUGGUUGUGGCCGAGGAUAAGCUGCGGCGGUCGCUGUCCCCGCGCCAGGUCCAGAUGAUCGCCAUUGGCGGAACCAUCGGGACGGGACUGUUCCUGGGCACCGGCAAGGCAUUGGCCACCGGCGGUCCGGCCUCGUUGCUUAUAUGCUAUGCCAUCGUCGGAGCCAUCGUGUUCGUGACUAUGUUGUGUCUCGGCGAGAUGGCGGCGUUUGUGCCUGUGGCCGGCUCCUUCUGCACCUUCUCAGCCCGCUACGUGGACGACGCCUGGGGCUUCGCGCUGACGUGGAACUACUGGUUCAACGACGCCGUGUCCACGGCCGCCGACCUCGUCGCGCUGCAACUGAUCCUCCAGUACUGGACCGACACGUUCCCCUGGUACGCGCUCGGCCUCAUCAUCUGGUUCCUGCUGAUCCUCGCCAACAUCAUCAACGUGCGCGCGUACGGCGAGGUCGAGUACUGGCUGUGCCUGCUGAAAGUCGUCACCAUUGUCAUCUUCAUCGUGCUAAGCAUCGCCGUCAACGUGGGCGGCAACACAACGCACGAGUACAUCGGCGGGCGCAACUGGCGCAUCGACGGCGCGCCAUUCGUCGGCGGCAUCGGCGGGUUCGCGAGCGUCUUCGUGACGGCCUCCUUCGCGUACGGCGGCACCGAGUCCAUCGCCAUCACGGCGGGCGAGACCCGCGACCCGGCGCGCCAGCUGCCGCGCGUCGUCCGCAACGUCUUCUGGCGCAUCCUCUUCUUCUACAUCCUCUCCGCGCUGAUGAUCGGCCUCAACGUGCCGUACAACUACCCCGGUCUCAACUCCAAGGAAACCAGCACGUCCCCUUUUACCAUCGCGUUCCAGAUGGCCGGGUCCAAGGUGGCCGGCUCGUUCGUCAACGCCGUGAUAUUGACCAGCGUCAUCUCGGCCGGCAACCACGCGCUCUUCGCGGGCUCGCGCCUGCUGUACACGCUGUCUGUCAACGGGCACGCGCCGAAAGUAUUCGGCCGCCUGACGCGGUUCCAGGUUCCCUGGGUGUCUGUGCUCUUCACGUCCCUCAUCUCGGGCCUGCUGUUCGGGGCCUCCUUCAUCGGGGCCGGCCAGCUGUGGACAUGGCUGCAGAACCUCGUGGGGGUGUCCAAUCAGCUGUCCUGGAUCAGCAUCGGCGUGGCGUCGCUGCGGUUCCGGGCCGGCUUGAGGGCGCAGGGCAAGGAGCACCUACUGCCGUUCAAGAACUGGACGUACCCGGCGGGCCCAAUCAUUUCGAUUGUGCUCAAUGUUUUUAUCGUACUCGUGCAGGGGUGGAGCUGCUUCAGUCCGAGGUUCAGCGCUGUGGACUUUGUGAGCUACUAUGUUGAGCUGCCGGCUUUUGCGCUGAUGUUUGUGGUGUGGAAGUUGGUUAAGAAGACAAAGUUUAGGAGAGCGAGUGAGAUGGAUCUGGUUACGGAUGUGUAUACCAAAGAUGAUAUGGAGCCGGAGGAGGGAGGAUGGUCUGGGAAGGCGAAAAGGAUAGGGGGGUGGUUAUGUUUUUGAUUUUUCUAGGUGAGAAGGAGUAACUAGUACCUAGGUAACCCUACUACAUAUGUAGGUACAAUACUAGGUACAAUGUAAGGAAAGUAUAGUAACUAGUACCUAGGUACCCCGGCUAUUAGAGUAUGCACCCCUUUUUUAGGUCGGCAGCUACUAAAUUAUAGUGGAGUAGAGUAAGAACCCCGACGCCGAAGCCGAGACCGGGCAACAUUCAUCCAGGU
Molecule: messenger RNA, 2445 nt
Organism: Hypoxylon fragiforme
Lineage: Eukaryota; Fungi; Ascomycota; Sordariomycetes; Xylariales; Hypoxylaceae
Product: tryptophan permease
Exons: 2
Coding region: 656-2227 (523 amino acids)
Biological process (GO): amino acid transmembrane transport
Cellular component (GO): membrane
Molecular function (GO): amino acid transmembrane transporter activity
Source: RefSeq, a predicted model, not a curated record